This is a messenger RNA of Helianthus annuus (common sunflower), 2644 nucleotides long. Its product is annotated as protein STRUBBELIG-RECEPTOR FAMILY 2. The record is from RefSeq and is a predicted model, not a curated record. Bases 237 to 2414 code for a protein of 725 amino acids. Gene Ontology annotation, molecular function: ATP binding; protein binding; protein kinase activity. Gene Ontology annotation, biological process: protein phosphorylation. The transcript is spliced from 17 exons. Lineage: Eukaryota; Viridiplantae; Streptophyta; Magnoliopsida; Asterales; Asteraceae.
GAAGCGCGAACGUAACAAACUAACCGUUCGUUUGCUGACGUAGCACCCCGUAUUCUCUUUACCAGCCUCUUGUCCUCUGCAACUCUCUCUCUCUCUCUCACACACACACACACUAAAGUGACGAUUUUACUGAGAGCAGGCUUCUUUGAAGGUAUAUGGAGAACCCUAACUCUUAUAACAACAGCGAUUUGUAAGGAAUUCUUUAGCUAUUUCGUCUGCUGAGAUAAGUUUCAACGAUGAAUUGCUGCUGUGGAUUGUUGUUUUUCAGUGUAUUUGCGUUAUUGUUGCUGGUUCCACACAGUUCUGCGCAUACCGAUGUUUCCGAUGUAAAAGCUCUUCAAGAUCUGUAUACGUCUUUUAAUAGUCCACCACAGCUCAGGGGAUGGAAAUCAAGUGGCGGUGAUCCGUGUGAAGAAUCAUGGAUUGGAGUUUACUGUGUCGGUUCUUCGAUCGUCCAAAUUAAACUUAACAAUAUGAACAUUAGUGGAAGCCUUGGUUACGAGCUCAAUAAUCUUCAUCACUUGAAGCAACUGGAUCUUAGCAACAACAACAUUUACGGUGAAAUUCCAUACGGGCUGCCUUUAAAUCUAACACACUUAAAUUUGGCAUGCAACAAUUUAAGUCAAUACAUACCUUACUCGUUAUCUUCGAUGAGAAAUCUUAGACAUAUGAAUUUGAGCCACAACUUUUUAAACGGGCCGGUUGGGAAUGUAUUCACGGGCCUAUCAUCUCUCAGAGACAUGGACCUGUCUUACAACGAGUUUAUCGGUGACCUACCAAGUUCAUUUGCAACACUUAAAGGCCUAUCAAAACUGUACUUGCAGCAUAAUGAAUUCACAGGAUCAGUAAUAUUUCUAGCUAGUCUUCAACUAACAGAUUUGAACAUACAAGAUAACCAUUUUAGCGGUAUCAUUCCAAGACAAUUCCAAUAUAUACACAAUCUGUGGUUCGGCGGUAACAUGUUUGACAAAGGGGAAAACACUCCACCCUGGGAUUUUCCUUUCGACAGUCCGCCAGAUCAGCAGAAUAUUACCGCUCCGCCAUCUACCGAGUCAAGUGCGGUCAAGAAUUAUCCUUUGCCUGAACCCACGAAGCCCAAAAAGAAAAAAAUCGGCAAACUAGUCAUUUUUGUCGGUAGUGGUACACUACUGAUAGCAUUCUUACUACUCCUCAUCGUAAUUUGGUUCUGUAAAUGUGGUAGAAAGCUUAGAAUCCAAGAAAGCGUUAAAGGUUCACAGCAUUCUCUUCCACUCAGUAUCACCAGAGAUGGUUCAGCUACUGUCCGUGAGGUGAGCCCAGAAGUCUCGGUUAUCAGCUCACCGAGUGAGAUACGGCAUGUACCGCCAGUCCGUACGAAAGUUGUGAGAGUGAACAGAAGAAGAAGUUUUGCUAAGAAGAGUAAAAUGCGGAUUGGUGCGAAAUUAUACGCAGAGGGCGAACUGGAAUUAGCCACAAAUAACUUCAACCGAAGUAAUUUUCUAGGGGAAGGAUCUCUCGGGUCCGUGUUCAGAGCAGAAUUCCCUGAUGGACAAGUCUUUGCGGUCAAGUGCAUAAGCACGAUCACACUCUCUAUGCAUGAAGAACAACAGUUCUUAGAAGUGAUAUGGAACACAUCGCGUUUAAGGCAUCCAAACAUCAUAACACUUCAUGGGUACUGUGUAGAACCGGGAAAACAUAUGCUUGUGUAUGAAUAUGCAAGAAAUCUCUCUCUUGCUCAUGCUUUGCAUUCUGAAGCAUACAUGCCUUUAUCUUGGGGCCUUCGUCUCAAAAUUGCUCUUGGAAUAGCCCGAGCUUUGAACUACCUGCACUCCACAUGUGUGCCUCCUUUGGCUCAUGGAAAUCUAAAGGCUGCUAAUGUCUUACUUGAUGAAGAUCUAACUCCUCGCAUCUCUGACUGUUGUCUAGCUCUUUUGAAGCCCCUAACAAUAAAGAGUGCUAAACCUGAGGUUUCUGAAAUGGAAAUUGGCGGCAUGGCUCCUGAACACAGCCAACCUGUAUCUGGUAACCAGAAGGAUGACAUUUACGCCUUUGGAGUGCUGCUCUUGGAGCUUUUAACUGGAAAGAAGCCUUUUGAUGGACUUGAACCAAAAGAAGAGAACUCGUUGGUGCAAUGGGCAUCUUCGCGGCUUCAUGACAAUGAGUCCUUGGAUGAGAUGGUUGAACCAGCCCUGAGAAGAACGAUCCCUCUAAAAACACUCUCAAAGUUUGCUGUUCUUGUGUCCCUGUGUACUCAGGGUGACAAGGGACUGAGACCGACAAUAUCGGAAAUCAUGGAAUCGUUGACGAAUAUGACAGAAGAGUACCGCAGAAUGAGAAGAGAAGCAGAUGCUGAUUUUGAUCCAUACGAAAGAUCUUUCAGAUCGACACACUCGCGCUUCGUUGGAUCGCCAACAGUCAGCUGUAUGUCUAUCUGAUGAUCAUCUCUUGCUGCACUUCACUUUGACCAAAACAAUGGAUGCUUACAUACAAGGACGUGUAACUGUUGUCAAAUUCAAUCACUUUUUUCAUUUACAUUUAUUGUCCUAGAACACAUGUAUUUUUUUGCCAGAUGUGUUGGAUUUCCUAAAAAUUGCAUCUAUCUUAGAUAUAUCUUUAGGCCUAAAAACAUGAAUAAGAAAACUCUGACAACAUAAACAUUUGAUAA